ACGAGGCAGGCGCCGGGUGGAAGCAGCCAAACACUGCCAAACAGCCCAAAACAGAAGCCGCAGCUGCUCCUGAAUUUAUCUCCCGCCGUUUCACCUUCACCUUCACCUUCAACCUCCUCCACUGCUCAACUGCUCAACUGCUUCUCAUUCCUCUCAACAAUCUCUAUCUGCUAUCGCAAACUGCGAGCGAAUCUCUCUUUCACAAAGAGCAUUGCUUCUGGUACGGGACCUCGUACACUCUCUCACACACAUAUAUAUAGCUUAAUCGCAUUUCCUCUGGCAAUAAUGUCGGAAACUGAGAAAGCAGCCCAGCCCGUUGCAGCUGCUGCGGAUGCUGCGGAUACCCCCGUCGCCCAGAAGCCCCCCGAGAAUACACAGGACCAACAACAAUCUGCGACUGACAACAGCAACAAGGCUUCUCAGGAUGAAAAGGAUAAACAAACAGAAAAUCCCACUACCGAUGCGCCCUCCGCUGCUGCUACGACUGAUGCUCCAGUAGCCGCUCCAACUAAGGACCCAAUUGCCUCCCCCGCCCAGCAGCCCGAUGUGGAUGCCAUUGAAGUACAGCAAAGCGACCAAAAGAAGAGCGAGCCCGUCUCCGAAGACAAGCCUCCCGAAGUCCCUGUUGACACGCGGCCUGAGUACUUGUCCAAGAACCCGGCCCUCAGCGAGCUUUUCGAAAAGCUCGCAUCCAUUCUCAAAAAGGCUGCCUACAACGAGAUGUGGGGCGUCACCCUCAAGGAUUCCGAUGACAUACCAACCGUCAAUGUUUUGAUCAAGUUCCUCCGUGCAAAUGAGGGUAACGUCAAACUGGCCGAGGAGCAGCUCACUAAAGCUCUGGAAUGGCGCAAGAAAAUGAACCCCUUGGCGCUGGUUGAAAACACCUCCUAUAGCUCAGCCAAGUUUCAGGGGCUUGGCUAUGUUGCGAAUUACAAGGACCAAAAUCAAGGAAAUGUCGUUUUCACCUGGAACAUUUACGGAUCCGUCAAAGAUGUUAACCGCACUUUUGGCGAUAUUGACGAAUUCAUCAAGUGGAGAGUUGCAUUGAUGGAAAUGGCUGUUAAAGAUUUGAAGCUCAGCGAGGCCAAAUCCGUGAUCGAUUACUCUGGCGAGGACCCCUACCAGAUGAUCCAGGUGCAUGAUUAUCAGAACGUCAGCUUCCUCCGAUUGAACCCUUCGAUUAAAAGUGCUACCAAACAUACUAUCGACGUGUUCAGCACAGCGUACCCGGAACUUCUGAAAGAAAAGUUUUUCGUCAAUGUGCCCGCUCUCAUGGGUUGGGUGUUCACUGCGUUGAAGGUGUUCCUGAGCAAGAACACCAUCCGGAAGUUCCACCCAAUCACUAAUGGUGCGAAUCUUGCUCGCGAGUUCGCAUUUGCUGACGAGCUUCCCAAGUCGUACGGCGGCAAGGGUGGUGAGCUGCAAGAGAGCGCUCAAACUGUCACCCUGAAGGAGGACACCCCUGAACCUUCUCCUGCACCAGAAUCCGCACCUGCUGCCCAAGGGAAAGCCACUCUUACUGAAACCAACGGUUCUGCUAAAGAGGCAGCUGAGACCCCUGCGAAUGAUGCCAAGCCCGCCGAAGCUCCAGCUGAAGCUGCUGCCCCAGUUUCCGCAUCUGAGCCUGAGAAAGCUGCGGCUCCGUCAACGGACGAAGCUCCUACUGCAGCGGCCAAGUGAUCCUGGCGAUCCCUCAAACCGUUUUACCCGCUUGCUCUGUUAAACUUUGUUUUGUAAUUUAUUUUAUUUUGUUACUUGGUCACAACAUGUGUGUGAGAGCACUUCUAAUACUUCCCAACUCCCCGUUCGAUCUGGCCUCCGGUUUGUGCUAACCUACACCGCGCAAGGUUAUGCACAGGCAAAUAAUAAUACAUUACCUCUGGGUUUAUGCUGUGUUUGACAAGUUGUUUUGCAAACCGCUGCAGAAUACUGUUUGCCUGUGCCCUGCGUGGAAGGAUUUGCCGGAGAUACUUGUGUCUUUUUCCAAAGCAAAAAGUUGGUGUGGAUCGUUUUUCAAGUAGUUCGAUAGUGUUGGGUCUUUUUCUUGAUACCGAGGUGCUUGCUAUUCUCCACUCUAUGAUUAGGCCAGAGGAGGACAAGAGAUCUCCGCGUGCUGUGUCUCCUUACUUACCGCUUUUUUUUCCCUACCAUCCAUGAUACCAUUCAAACAGUUGUUGUUUUCCCUUUGUAGCCGGCGGAACUCUUAUUUAUCAGAUUUCAUUUUAACUCAAAAACAAAUCCCAGUGUCUAUACUUCUUUGUGAUAGUAUUUAUUUCUUAGUUUAUAUUUGCUGUUGG
Messenger RNA from Blastomyces gilchristii SLH14081, 2297 nucleotides. Its product is annotated as phosphatidylinositol transfer protein SFH5. Gene Ontology annotation, biological process: Golgi to plasma membrane protein transport; regulation of exocytosis. Gene Ontology annotation, cellular component: plasma membrane; cytosol; cortical endoplasmic reticulum. The record is from RefSeq and is a predicted model, not a curated record. The transcript is spliced from 3 exons. Gene Ontology annotation, molecular function: phosphatidylinositol transfer activity. Bases 286 to 1680 code for a protein of 464 amino acids. NCBI's taxonomy places the organism in Eukaryota, Fungi, Ascomycota, Eurotiomycetes, Onygenales, Ajellomycetaceae.